Messenger RNA from Protopolystoma xenopodis, 675 nucleotides. The record is from the annotation of a GenBank genome assembly. Lineage: Eukaryota; Metazoa; Platyhelminthes; Monogenea; Polystomatidea; Polystomatidae.
AUGGGCCUCUUCUGGUCUGAGUUCGUGGCCAGGAGGUGCCUCCUAGAUCCACAGACAAGUAGAUGCACUAGAAUCGAAUGGGCUGAAAUCAACCACACAAAUUGCAAUUCACCAGCCGCCGGUCGUACUCACGAAGGUCAUGCUAAGCCGAGAGAAAUAGUCAGGUUGUGGAAGGUCGACGCGGCUGGAUCAGGCGGAAUUAUGCAGAUGAAAGAACACACCUCUCUUUUUAGCCCAAACUGGCGGAUGAUGGGCCCUACAGCAUUACACGAGAGCCUGAAAGUAUGUCCUCAUCGUCUCAUGCCCGAGCUUCCAACAGCACGCCAACAAACCCGUCUUAGUGUUUGCUCUCAACUCGAAACUCCUGUCAGGUGUAUAGAUUUUAUGGCCAUGUGCGAUGAAUUUGUCUCACAUUCUGCUAGUUUUCUUAUCUACUCUCGCCUGUGUGUGUGUGCUCUUAUGCCUGAGUAUUCUAAGCUGCAGUCCGACUUGAAGAUAGCUGGAAGUGGCAUUCUGCCCAAGGAACUCUUUGACCUGUCUAACAUGGCAUUGGGGAUGAAAGGCUGCUGCCCCACCUAUGAGGGUAAGGGACAGAAUGCCUGUCUUGGCUCAUAUGAGUGUGGGCUAUAUGUGAAAUAUGGGGGGGGGAAACAACUGGCAAGAGAAUUAGUGUGA